Molecule: messenger RNA, 2552 nt
Organism: Orcinus orca (killer whale)
Lineage: Eukaryota; Metazoa; Chordata; Mammalia; Artiodactyla; Delphinidae
Product: polypeptide N-acetylgalactosaminyltransferase 1-like
Cellular component (GO): Golgi apparatus
Source: RefSeq, a predicted model, not a curated record
UUAUAUAUAUUUUUUUAAUUUUGCAUUUGACUUAAAGUGCCAUGAGAAAAUUUGCAUAUUGCAAGGUGGUCCUAGCCACCUCCUUGAUUUGGGUACUCUUGGAUAUGUUCCUGCUGCUUUACUUCAGUGAAUGCAACAAAUGAGAUGAAAAAAAAGAGAGAGGACUUCCUGCUGGGGAUGUUCUAGAGCCAGUACAAAAGGCUCAUGAAGGUCCUGGAGAAAUGGGGAAACCAGUCGUCAUUCCUAAAGAGGGUCAAGAAAAGAUGAAAGAGAUGUUUAAAAUCAAUCAGUUCAAUUUAAUGCCAAGUGAGACGAUUGCACUCAACAGAUCUUUACCAGAUGUUAGGUUAGAAGGGUGUAAAACAAAGGUGUAUGCAGAUAAUCUUCCUACCACAAGUGUGGUGAUUGUUUUCCAUAAUGAGGCUUGGAGCACACUUCUGCGAACUGUCCAUAGUGUCAUUAAUCGCUCACCAAGACACAUGCUAGAAGAAAUUGUUCUAAUAGAUGAUGCCAGUGAAAGAGACUUUUUUUUUUUUUUUUUUUUUUUUGCGGUACGCGGGCCUCUCACUGUUGUGGCCUCUCCCGUUGUGGAGCACAGGCUCCGGACGCGCAGGCUCAGCAGCCAUGGCUCACGGGCCCAGCCGCUCCGCGGCAUGUGGGAUCUUCCCAGACUGGGGCACGAACCCGUGUCCUCUGCAUCGGCAGGCGGACUCUCAACCACUGCGCCACCAGGGAAGCCCGAAAGAGACUUUUUGAAAAGACCUCUAGAGAGUUAUGUGAAAAAAUUAAAAGUACCAGUUCACGUAAUUCGAAUGGAGCAACGUUCUGGAUUGAUCAGAGCUAGGUUAAAAGGAGCUGCAGUGUCUAAAGGCCAAGUGAUCACCUUUUUAAAUGCUCACUGUGAAUAUACAGUGGGGUGGCUGGAGCCUCUCUUAGCCAGGAUCAAACAUGACAGGAAGACAGUGGUCUGUCCUAUCAUUGAUGUGAUCAGUGAUGAUACUUUUGAGUACAUGGCAGGACCUGGUGGAUUCAACUGGAAGCUCAACUUUCGCUGGUAUCCUGUUCCCCAAAGAGAAAUGGACAGAAGGAAAGGUGAUCGAACUCUUCCUGUGAGAACACCUACAAUGGCAGGAGGCCUUUUUUCAAUAGACAGAGAUUACUUUCAGGAAAUUGGAACAUAUGAUGCUGGAAUGGAUAUUUGGGGAGGAGAAAACCUAGAAAUUUCCUUUAGGAUUUGGCAGUGUGGAGGAACUUUGGAGAUUGUUACUUGCUCACAUGUUGGACAUGUGUUUCAGAAAGCUACACCCUACACGUUUCCAGGAGGCACAGGGCAGAUUAUCAAUAAAAAUAACAGACGACUUGCAGAAGGGUGGUUGGAUGAAUUCAAGAAUUUCUUCUAUAUAAUUUCUCAAGGUGUUACAAAGGUAGAUUAUGGAGAUAUAUCAUCAAGACUUGGUCUAAGACACAAACUCCAAUGCAGACCUUUCUCUUGGUACCUAGAGAAUAUUUAUCCCGAUUCUCAGAUUCCACGUCACUAUUUCUCUUUGGGAGAGAUACGAAAUGUGGAAACAAAUCAGUGUCUAGAUAACAUGGCUAGAAAAGAGAAUGAAAAAGUUGGAAUUUUUAGCUGUCACGGUAUGGGAGGUAAUCAGGUUUUCUCUUACACUGCCAACAAAGAAAUUAGAACAGAUGACCUUUGCUUGGAUGUCUCCAAACUUAAUGGCCCAGUCACAAUGCUCACAUGCCACCACCUAAAAGGCAACCAACUUUGGGAGUAUGAUCCGGUGAAACUAACCCUGCAGCAUGUGAACAGUAAUCAGUGCCUGGAGAAAGCCACAGAAGAGGACAGCCAGGUGCCCAGCAUUAGAGACUGCAAUGGAAGCCGGUCCUAGCAGCAGUGGCUUCUUUGAAAUGUAACCCUUCCAGAAAUAUUCUGAGACCAAAUUUACAAAAAAAGAAAAAAAUAAGGAUUGACUGGGCUACCUCAGCAUACAUUUCUGCCACAUUCUUAAGUAGCAAAAAAGGAAAAGUGCUUUCCUCCUGCAGGAUGUAAGGUUUAUCAGCCAUUAAAACUUAAACUGCUCUCUCUUUCACUAGCUGUGAACCGGCCUUCCUGUCCAAGGACGUGAAACUACAUAGUAGUGAGAUUGUGCACACUGAUGUUUACAAGAUUAAGAGUCUUUCAUCAAGAAUCAUUGUAAAGAAUAUUCAGACUGAAACAAUCUACGAAAUGUGCUUUCCAGAGAGCAGCACCUUUUAUGGUUUGCUUGCACAUCAGUCAUUUCUGCUGAAUGUGCUGUUAUAAUGAAGAGAUGUCCAAGAUUUUUUUUUCUGAUUAGAACUGGUAGCCAGUAUAUUAAAUAUUGAUAUAAAAAUAAAUGAAAAAGAACUGGAACCAGAUUCAGAAUCAUGAAAACAUUUUUACAACAACUUAAAAAACUAUAUUAAACAGGGUUUAAAGGAAAUUAAAACAGAACUAUGAGAAGUACAAUUUGUUAUAGUAUAGUAUCAAAUUUCUAUAUAGAUUUUAUACCUCAGUGGGGGAAAAUAAC